AUGUCAUCGCGCCAGGGCCCCCUUGGCCUUCAAUCAUCCAGAACAUCCGACGCAACAAUCCAUAGUCGGUCUCCACCGCCUGCUGCUCCUGUAUUCACCGGAGCAUUUUUUGACCGGACUCCGGACGCUGCUAGAGCAAGGGCAGCAUACUUCAAAGUCCUCGCCGGCGGAUUAGUUCUGCUCACAAUUACAAUCUUUGCCGUCCUCAGUAUAUAUUGGGGUGCAUUGUGGCGCACCGACCGUUUCAUUCAUAACUUGAACGGUUGGAUUGUGGACUUCGAUGGUGGUGAUAUCGGCGCCGCCGUUGUGCAGAAUUUCCUAGGCGUUCGUGGCGAGCCCAUGAAAAUCUCAUGGGAGGUCAGACCAGCAAGCGACUUCCCUAACGGUGUCGAUGAUCUUGCUCAGGCAGUCAUCGGCGAGCGUUGCUGGGUUGCACUUUCGAUCAAUCCAAACGCUACUGCGAGACUCAACGCCGCAGUAGCCUCGUUGGACGCGAACUAUGAUGGCACCAGCGCUGUGACUGCGUUCGGCGUAGAAGCCCGCAACGAAGAUGCAUACCGCGUUCUUCUUAAACCAAAUAUUGAUAUUCCCAUGGAUCAACUUUCCUUGAACUUUGCAAACCAGUUUGCUCGUACACUCAUCAGCAGACAAAUUGAUAUCAGUACUGUUCUUUCUACUGCUCCUCAACUUAUCACACGCCCGGCAUAUUUCACCCUUCGCAAUCUGCGGCCUUUCGAUAUCCCAGUAGCUAGUGCAGUCACGUUUGUGGGCUUGAUAUACCUUUUGAUCAUCUCUGGUAUUGCCAAUGGCGCUCGACUUGCUGCCGGCUUCGAGCAGCGCCUUUCCUUACCAUCUUUGAUCUCUACAAGGAUCGUGACUUCGAUCUCAAUGUACUUUAUUCUCUCGCUAUUCUACUCGCUACAGAGUCUAGCGUUCCAGUUACCAUUCCAUCGUCGUUUCGGUCACCCUGGGUUCCUCGUAUUCUGGAUGCUCAUGUGGUUUGGGAUGACAGCACUUGGAUUAGCUGUAGAGGCCAUGUUCACGUUGCUUACUCCACGCUUCAUCCCAUUCUUCUUGGUGUUGUGGAUAAUAAGUAACGUCUCAACUUGUUUCUAUCCUCUGGAAACCUUGCCGGCAUUCUACCGAUACGGCUACGCAUCACCAUUUUACAACGUCUCCCGGGGCAUUCGCACUAUCGUGUUCAGUACCCGCAACAUGCUGGGGUUGAACUUCGGCGUCCUCAUUGCGUGGAUCGCCGUUUCCUGUAUCACUAUUCCGCUCACCUCGUGGUUUGUGCGGUCACGACAAAUUGCAGCGCUGAGAAGCCAGAAGCAGCAAUAG
Molecule: messenger RNA, 1341 nt
Organism: Pleurotus ostreatus (oyster mushroom)
Lineage: Eukaryota; Fungi; Basidiomycota; Agaricomycetes; Agaricales; Pleurotaceae
Exons: 12
Coding region: 1-1341 (446 amino acids)
Cellular component (GO): membrane
Source: RefSeq, a predicted model, not a curated record